This is a messenger RNA of Rhea pennata, 1745 nucleotides long. RefSeq names its product glutaredoxin 5 (gene GLRX5). The record is from RefSeq and is a predicted model, not a curated record. NCBI's taxonomy places the organism in Eukaryota, Metazoa, Chordata, Aves, Rheiformes, Rheidae. The transcript has 2 exons. Gene Ontology annotation, cellular component: mitochondrial matrix. Bases 16 to 519 code for a protein of 167 amino acids.
CGGGCGCGGGGCAAGAUGAGCGGGGCGCUGCGCGCGGCCUGGCGGCUGCGCGGCGCCGCGCCGGGCUGGGCCCAGCGGCGGCUGAGCCAGGCGGCGGCGGCGGCCGGCGGGGCCGAGGGCGGCGGCGGCGGCGGCGGCGAUGGCGAGGGCGGCGGCGGCUCGGGGUCGCGGGAGGCGGUGGAGCGGCUGGUGCGGGCGCACCCGGUGGUGGUGUUCAUGAAGGGCAGCCCGGCGCAGCCGCUGUGCGGCUUCAGCAACGCCGUGGUGCAGAUCCUGCGGCUGCACGGCGUGCAGGACUACCGCGCCCACGACGUGCUGCAGGACCCCGACCUCCGGCAAGGGAUAAAAAACUACUCUAACUGGCCUACCAUCCCACAAGUAUACCUCAAUGGUGAAUUUGUUGGUGGCUGUGAUAUACUCCUCCAGAUGCAUCAGAAUGGAGAUCUAGUAGAAGAGCUGAAGAAGUUAGGAAUCCGUUCAGCACUUCUGGAUGCAGAAAAAGACCAAGACAAGAAGUAAAGCAAGCAAAAAGAUGCUGUUACAGGAAUAAAGAAAAUCUUCAACAAGAACUUGUUACCAGAAAAGCCUUAUGUACUUUUUCUCAAAGAAGGCAUCUUUUUGAACUGACACUAAGAUUUAUCUGUGAACAUUUGUUAAUUCAUGGCAAAUAUGUAGUAAUCAUGGUAUUCUGAUUUAUGGAUAUUGUUGUGAAAAUUUGAGUAUAACCACUGCUCUAUAAAGCAUACAUUUGUGGAGAUGGUUCCAAAAAGUUCACAUCUGAAAGGCUUCUCUUAAUUGAGGCAGGAGUAAACCAAAAGACCUAAUAUUUUUAUGGAUUGUCUGUGUGUGUUUUCUUGUUCUUUGAUACAUGAAGCUAUGCAAACAAUGUUUGCAGUUCUCUUGCUUCUCUUGAAAAAGUGUUCACUAACAGUACAUUUUUUUUUUUAUGUAUAAACACAUGCUGAUAAGACUUCCUGAGAGCCUGUAAAAUUUCUGUAACCUCAUACAGUACAGGAGAAAGUCUUUAAACAAUAUAGAAGAAAACAAAUAAUGUGAGAGUGCAUGAAAUACACUUUUACUCCAAAGGGUAAAAAUAAACACACUAGUACAAAUACAUGUCUAAUGGUCGUUAUUACUUUGUAACUUGCUGGUGGCUCUUAAAAGACCGCUGAGAAUUGUGCCUAAAGAUUUUACAAAACCUUUUCUACCUCCUGCAAUAUGGCUUUCCCCCCUGCGUAUACACUUUUGUAUUGUAAUUUCUGUAUCAGGGCUUAAAUGUGGGAAUUGGUCAAGGCUUCAGGCUAUUUGCUUGAAAUAGUAAAGAGAAGAAGAGUUAAGUUACUCACUGUAAUCUUACACUAUUUACUAGUUAUCAGGUUAUCUUUUUAGAUUUGUUGUAUUUCCAAGUAUUUUUUCCUGACUGUUGUGCUUCAAAGAGUAUAGUCGUUAAACAUGGGAUAAACAAAUGAAAUGUUUCAUGUAGAUAAUGAGGGCAGCAGAAAGGCCACUGAACAGAUAAACCUUUCUUUGUUGGAAAGUCUCUGACGUCUUCAUGAGCUAUGUAAUCCUGCUUCCCUAAGUUAAAAGAAAUUAUUUUAAGCAGUGGAGCUUCAACUGUACAACAGGACUGCUAAAGUUAAAAGUUCAUUGAGGUAUUCGUAAGUGUAGUGUACUUAAUUAAUUAAAACCAAUGUCUGCAUGUGAAUUAGGCAAAUGAUCAAAAAUAAACUGUAUUUUAUGUUGAA